Messenger RNA from Mandrillus leucophaeus (drill), 1590 nucleotides. RefSeq names its product golgi phosphoprotein 3-like (gene GOLPH3L). The record is from RefSeq and is a predicted model, not a curated record. Lineage: Eukaryota; Metazoa; Chordata; Mammalia; Primates; Cercopithecidae. Bases 273 to 1172 code for a protein of 299 amino acids. Gene Ontology annotation, cellular component: cytosol; trans-Golgi network; Golgi cisterna. Gene Ontology annotation, molecular function: phosphatidylinositol-4-phosphate binding. Gene Ontology annotation, biological process: Golgi to plasma membrane protein transport; Golgi organization; Golgi vesicle budding. The transcript is spliced from 6 exons.
GAAGCUGAUGUGUUAUUCCUUUUCUGCAUCGAAGGAUCAGGAAGUUUGUGCUCUCUGCGUGGAAGUUUUUCACCUACUAGGACGGGGGUGGGGUGGGGGGAACAGGUGGCCCCCUAAAAUACAGCACAAGCUACAGCCUGCGUCCAGCCAUAACCCAGGAGUAACAUCAGUAAUUUUUGUUUGCAGCUCCUUGUGUAUUUGCAAGAUGUGGCUAGCCAGGACUAGAGCUGCUAAGUUUACUGACUGUGGAAUUACUACACAUGAUUUUCUGAAUGUUAUUGUCUAGACUUGUGAUCUCCAAAAAACAGGUGAGAAUGACCACUUUAACUCAUCGGGCCCGUCGCACUGAAGUAAGCAAGAACUCUGAAAAGAAGAUGGAAAGUGAGGAAGACAGUAAUUGGGAGAAAAGUCCAGACAAUGAAGAUUCUGGAGACUCUAAGGAUAUCCGCCUUACUCUUAUGGAAGAAGUAUUGCUUCUAGGACUAAAAGAUAAAGAGGGUUACACAUCUUUCUGGAAUGACUGCAUAUCAUCUGGCCUGCGAGGGGGCAUCCUGAUAGAGCUGGCCAUGCGGGGUCGAAUCUAUCUGGAACCCCCGACCAUGCGUAAGAAGCGACUACUAGACAGAAAGGUACUGCUAAAGUCAGACAGUCCAACAGGUGAUGUUUUACUGGAUGAAACUCUCAAACACAUCAAAGCAACUGAACCCACAGAAACUGUCCAAACAUGGAUAGAGCUACUCACUGGUGAGACCUGGAACCCCUUCAAAUUACAGUACCAGCUGAGAAAUGUACGAGAGCGCAUUGCAAAGAACCUAGUAGAGAAGGGUAUUCUAACCACUGAGAAGCAGAAUUUCCUGCUAUUUGACAUGACUACUCAUCCAGUGACCAAUACAACAGAGAAACAGCGCCUAGUGAAAAAACUUCAAGAUAGUGUACUAGAGCGGUGGGUAAAUGACCCUCAGCGUAUGGACAAGCGAACACUAGCACUCCUGGUGCUAGCUCACUCCUCUGAUGUGCUAGAGAAUGUCUUCUCCUCUCUGACAGAUGACAAGUAUGACGUAGCAAUGAAUCGAGCCAAGGACUUAGUAGAACUGGACCCUGAAGUGGAAGGGACAAAGCCUAGUGCCACAGAAAUGAUCUGGGCUGUGCUGGCAGCCUUCAAUAAAUCUUAAAGCCAGCAGGUGGAUUUCUCCUUUUCCCCUGCUGGCUGGUGACUGUCAGAGACCCCAUCACUGAGUUUUGUGUGAUGAGAUGUUUUCAUCAUUUUUGUUUCCUUUUCUUGAAUCAGACUUGUGAUUUGGGGAGAACAACUUCAGGGCUUCUCCAUAGACCUUGACCAUUAUAAGCAGACCUUAUUUCUCCCUACACCUCCACUCCAUAGGUAAAUAAACUGGGUGAACCCACACGUACCCAAUGAACAUUUUCUCCCAUUUCUUGGUUUAGUUUCACCCAGUGUGCUUUUGGAUAAGCAGAAAUAUCUAAAUGGGAUUUUGAGUUCUCCAGCUAUAGAAUGUGAAUGAGAUAAAAAGCGAACUGUCUAUUAUGUUUUUCUAAGUUUGUUUUCUAUCUUAAGUACAUGUUUUCACAGCC